AUGCAAACAUCAUGUGCAGCUUGGCAGGACCCGGACACUGGGGAUGACUUGGAUCAGGCGAACAAGGAUUUGUGUGAAUUAACACUUAUAGCAUUACAUUUUAAGCAUAACAUCCAGACCAAGAGGUCAGGUGUGGAUCCAGGCACUACGGGCGCUGUGGUGCGUAACAUGGAAGACAUGGAAGCUUAUGUCCGGUGUAUCUUAGUAAAUAUAUUUAUGAAGAAAAUAAUAGGCAAAAAAUGUUUACAGACACCUGGUGGGAAAUGGGCAUGUGGUGUAGCGCAUGGGAUUUUCACAAAUUUGGGAGCGAAGGAUGUGGGUAAUAUAGAGUGUGAGCGGAAGGAUGCAGGGGAGGGAGGUCAGAAGGGAAUUAGUGCGAAAGAUAGGGAUUUCUGGCAAAUAACGGACAGAUGGUUUACUAGGAAUAUGCAGAAAAUAAAUGAUGGGGACACAGGAAUAUUGGGGGAAGGUUGCAUGGUACAAAAACAACCCAGAAAGGGCGGAAAGGAUGAACACGUGGGUGAGUUGAAGAAGAAAGUGCAGGAUGAAAUAAAGCAUGUGGAGCAGGAGAUAAAAGAGAACGUGCAAAAAAUAUUAAAGCGAAUAGAACAUUGUACUACUGGGGAUUCGGCCUGUGUGAAGAAUGUAUUAGACAAAGAACAGGAAGAAGCAACGAACAAGAAUGAAACCCCUCCGGAAACUGCGGCCGUGAACGGGAAGUCACCGGAUGUACCAACAACACCAUCAUCAGAAGGGAGAGCGACGACAACAUCCUCAUCCAGAACACCGGCAGACCCCGGAUCUGCACCCGCGGGACCGGCGCCGCCAUCAGGAGGAAGAUCAGAGGACGUUGUGGAAACACCACCGCCAUCACGGCCGCUGCCACCGGCACCACCACCAGCAGAAGGAACAGGCGCAGGGAACGACGUACUAGAUACGACGACGGAGAAGACUGCAAUCUCCAAGGAUACGCAGACAACAAAAGGUCAACCGGACGACCCCACAGGUGAGACCAAGUGCCCGGAGGAAAAUUCCCGUAAUACAGCCUCCAGCCCCAUAUCCUAUGAGACGUCCAACGUGCGUAUUACGCCGGUUUCGUACACGUAUGAGGGGGCACUUACGUGUGCUAACAUUAGGGAACUGGAGGAACUAGACAAAAAACAACGCGAUUUACACUCGGGUCCCAAGAACGCCAUAGAUACUACAGGUCGUGGUACUUCGGAGGACACGAAACACAAGGAUUCACAAGAACCAGUUUCAGACACGGGACCAGGAGUUGGGACACCAGCAUCCUCGGCACCAACACCAAAGGCUCCCUCAGGUGCAUCCGGUGCGACGGGUACAACAGGUGCUGAAGGUUCACCAGCGCAGGACGGUGAAACCGGUCCUUCCGGUCCAGCAGGUAAAGAUGGUGCAGCAAACCCCGCCGAACCGAACACCGUUGACGGCGGUAACGAUGACCCCCCUCCUCUCAAUCCACCCAAACCGAACCCGAACCCAGAUCAAUCCGGUAGUAGUGGCAGUUUCAGUGAUGCUGAUUUGGCGGAUGGAGUUUCUGGUGGGGAAGGAACGGCCGGUGGGGGCGGUCCCACGCAUGGUGGACCAGGUGGUGCAGUUGGUGGUGGUACGCGUGGUAGUAGUGAUGCUGGAUGGGACGCUCCUACCCCUGCAACCCCUUACGUUCCGCCCGGCCUAACAUGGGAAAAUGUAAAGCCAUACACCCCCGCGAUCAUUCCAGCGGUGGUUGGUAUUGGGGUCAUUGCGUUUUUCCUAUGGAAGUACUUUGCGCACCUCGGAAAACAACGACGACGAACAUAUCGCACCGUUCGUAACGUGCCGUCACCGCCACUCGACGAAGAAAUAUUGGAGCAUCUACAACGCGGCGCGCCACCACCCGAUUACGGGUACACCAUGCUUACGGAUAGGCAACCUGCGUCAACAUCCGACCGACGACGACGUCAUCCACGCGUGCAUAGGCGAACGAUUAUCGAGCUACAUCUAGAAGUGCUCAACGAAUGUGAAGCGGCCGCAUGGGAAACGGUGAAAGACGACUAUUGGAAGAUUGUCGUGCAGGAGUGUGCGCGAGACUUGCAGCAGGACGCAAAGGGGCACAGUAGUUUCCCGGAUACUCCUAGCACAAACCAGGAUUUAUCACGGAACAAUGUUUCCUCCAUCCUCAAUCCAUCCACUGACUCCGACGAGACGGACCCUUGUGUACCUAACGAAGAUGAUCCAUGGAGUUGUAUGGAAAACAUACGGUUAGCAGCGGACCCUUGUGGACCUCAUGCCUGCGAUCCAUGCAGUUGUAUGGAAACCAUACAGUUAGAAACGGACCCUGGUUCACCUACCGAAGAGCACCCCGAUGCAUGGAGUUGUAUGGAAAACAUAGAUACCGAAGCAGAACAGAAUGCUCAUUCCGACCACGGUGACGACACGUUGUACUGCACCCAAUGGAUUAACUGGAUUGACUGCAACAAGCUCCUAUUGCAGGAGUGCACGACGCAGCCGUGGUUUUUGCAAUUAACAGCGGAUUGGAAACAAUACCUGCGCGAUCACAUGGCGGAAAACGACGACAACGGGCAGCGUGCACGCGGUGCGCCCGGUAAUAUCCCAUACACGGAAAGCAAGAAAUUGGAAGCAUGGAAAGAAUGGGUUGCACAGCAACAUCGGCAAAUUUGUAUGUAUGGCCCGGAGGAGUGGUUUCAACAUUUGUUGAAUAAUGUACACGCGGCGGCAGUAUCGCCAAAAGGCGCCGUACCUGCAGUCGACAACGACUUAGAAGUGGAAAAAGUAAUGGCAACAGAACAUAUGCUACGCAUGCAAAAUGCACCACGCACGCAACUGCAUCAGCACCUGUACAUGAAAAAACCGUUAACGGCUAAAAUAUGGAUACUGAUCCUGGCAUUAGUCAUAGAACAGUGCGAAGUCGAACGCAGUUUGCAGGAGAAGGAGUUAUGUGUGGAUGACCUAUUGGAGCAACUGUGA
Molecule: messenger RNA, 2985 nt
Organism: Plasmodium fragile
Lineage: Eukaryota; Apicomplexa; Aconoidasida; Haemosporida; Plasmodiidae
Exons: 3
Coding region: 1-2985 (994 amino acids)
Source: RefSeq, a predicted model, not a curated record